Messenger RNA from Fusarium mangiferae, 570 nucleotides. RefSeq lists its product as uncharacterized. Bases 1 to 570 code for a protein of 189 amino acids. The record is from RefSeq and is a predicted model, not a curated record. NCBI's taxonomy places the organism in Eukaryota, Fungi, Ascomycota, Sordariomycetes, Hypocreales, Nectriaceae. Gene Ontology annotation, molecular function: ubiquitin binding. The transcript has 2 exons.
AUGGCGGACGACCAAAUCUCAUUGCCAUAUCUACUGGCCAUCCUGGUCGUCUCGGGCUUGAUAAUACGAUAUCUGUUCUUUGGAGGACCGUCGCCACCUCAGCCCACACGAUCCCCUGAAGCUUUCCUCCGGUCAAGAGAGAUUGCAGUUGAGAGAAUACAGCAAAUGUUUCCGCAGGCGGAUCGACGGAGUAUUCUAUGGGAUCUGCAGCGCAACGGAGGAAACAUCCAGAGCACGACAGAGCGAAUACUAGCAGGACGACUGGACACGCCCCCCGUGACUUUCCAACCACCGCCUCCUCCGGGCCAAUCCGCACCGAGCAGCAGCGCAGCGACGGCGUCUCGACAGCCGGAUAAGCCAGCGCAGCCGGAUCUUAUCACCCGGUAUAACCUCAAGGACAAGUUGGAUACUGCGUCGCAGGAGGAGCAGGAUGCCAAGGGCAAGGGAUGGAGCUCGAACAGGGACGAGAGGCAAGCUUCGCUGCAGAGGAGGAGGGAUGAGAUGAUUCUUGCGGCACGGAGGAAGAUGGAGGCUAAGCUUGCGGCUGAGAAGGCAGUUCAGGGGAGUUGA